AUGUCUAUUGUCAGACUCGACGCGGAGGCUCCGAGGGUAGCUGUAGAAGAUGUCGUGAACAUCGCUGCCAAAGGGGGCAUAAAGCUAUCGGACCAAAUGGCAACGGAUUUUGUCACGCUCGUCAGCGGUCUCGAAGCCGUGAUUGCCAAUUUGCCGGACGACAGCUGUGUUAUCCCCAUUCCGGACCUCAGCAAGUACCCACGGACAGGCAUUCACGUACCUGAAGACAACGAUCUCGGCGGAUGGGCAACAAAGGUUACUGCAAAAUGCACAGCUCCUACCAGCGACCUACUCAAAGGCCGAACAAUCGCGUUGAAGGACAAUAUAGCGUUCGCUGGAGUGCCAUGCACAAACGGAACAUCCAUGGUAGAGUGGACACCGAAAGUCGACGCCACCGUCGCGACUCGCGUGAUGGAUGCCGGCGGUAUCAUCGUCGGCAAGGCCGCAUGUGAAAACUCCUGUUUCGAGGCUCUAUCGGCGUCGUCUAUUACCGGCAAUGUACACAACCCUUGGGCCAAGGGGUACAGUGCUGGGGGUUCCAGCAGCGGCUCCGGCCGCCUCGUAGGGACCGGUGCUGUACAUAUGUCCAUCGGCUGCGACCAAGCUGGCAGUGUCCGAAUCCCUGCGGCUUCCUGUGGAAUCGUCGGACUGAAGCCGACGUGGGGUAUGGUACCGUACACGGGCAUAAUCAACCUGGAUGCGACGAUUGACCACGCGGGACCGAUGACACGCACAGUACGGGACUGCGCCCUGCUUUUAGAGGCGAUUGCCGGCCCAGACGGAUGGGAUGACCGACAACUUUUACUGGGGCUCGAUGACGAGAGACUAAAGUUUGUCGAGCCUGUCGACGAGGUCGUGUCGAAGCCACAAGGCAAAAUGUUGAGUGGUAUCAAGAUCGGGGUUCUCCAAGAAGGUUUCCAGAUCGACGGCCAGGACGAUAACAUUGUCAAGUGCGCCCAGGCCGCAGUGGACAAGUUCGAAGCUCUCGGCGCAAAGGUGGCACCGAUUUCAAUCCCCGAACACAAAUUAGCGUCCCUUGUCUGGAUGAGCUCUAUCUCGCUCUGUGGCGGACAACAAGCCUUGUUAGGCGGGAUGGAAGGAAGAAAGCAGCUUUACAUGACUGACCGGUUGUCAUUAGUUGGUCCCCACCUUACCCAGCAGCAGUUCAGCUCUCUUGGCCCUGGAGCAGCCAACUUGUACCUCAACCACUUAUGGUUCUCAGAGAAGUACGGCCCGGCGCUUCAGGGGAAAUGCAUGAACCUCCAGAAGUUUAUCAGCGACGCCUAUGAUAAGGCGCUGAAAGAAUUCGACGUCUUGGUCAUGCCUACACUACCACACCCAGCUCCGAAACUCCCGGAGAAUGGCUACGAAGAAGGAAUACUGAAAUUUGCGAUGAGGACAACAGGAAUGAUAGCCAACACAUCGCCAUUCGACAACUCUGGACACCCUGCUCUUUCGAUCCCAGUGGGCUUUGUUCCUGCUAGAGAGGAUGCCAACGUCAAGCUUCCUGCCGGAUUGCAGCUGGUUGGCCGUAAAUAUGCGGACGCGGAUUGCCUGAAGGUUGCAGCUGCCUGGGAGAAAGCAUAUGAUUGGAAGACCUUGUAA
Talaromyces rugulosus is the source of this 1605-nucleotide messenger RNA. RefSeq lists its product as uncharacterized. Gene Ontology annotation, molecular function: catalytic activity. The record is from RefSeq and is a predicted model, not a curated record. The transcript has 5 exons. Lineage: Eukaryota; Fungi; Ascomycota; Eurotiomycetes; Eurotiales; Trichocomaceae. Bases 1 to 1605 code for a protein of 534 amino acids.